AUGGCUGUGUAUCAUACCCGUAUUGCAGAAUCGCUGUACUUUGGAGUUCGGUUGCCCCAGAACAAGCGGUGUUUAGAAAUUGAGAUUUCGUUGAAGAUGUCUGAUGAAGAUGACUGGAAGGCCGGUAUAGGCGCCGCUGUUGGCGGUAUUAUUGGUUUCUCGGCCCUCCUUGUCUUGGUCCUUUACAUCAUGGGUAAAAUAUACAACAUAAGCCUCGGAGAGAUAUUCGGCCAAAUACGUGAUGGAUUCCGUGAUUCCAAGCCUAAACUCCAAUAA
Messenger RNA from Babesia bigemina, 276 nucleotides. RefSeq lists its product as hypothetical. The coding region runs from base 1 to 276 and encodes 91 amino acids. The record is from RefSeq and is a predicted model, not a curated record. The transcript is spliced from 2 exons. Lineage: Eukaryota; Apicomplexa; Aconoidasida; Piroplasmida; Babesiidae.